This is a messenger RNA of Malassezia globosa CBS 7966, 1506 nucleotides long. RefSeq lists its product as uncharacterized. The coding region runs from base 1 to 1506 and encodes 501 amino acids. Lineage: Eukaryota; Fungi; Basidiomycota; Malasseziomycetes; Malasseziales; Malasseziaceae. The record is from RefSeq and is a predicted model, not a curated record. The transcript has a single exon. Gene Ontology annotation, cellular component: NuA4 histone acetyltransferase complex. Gene Ontology annotation, molecular function: protein binding.
AUGGAGCGCGAAGGAGCGUUGAUCCCUUUGUCUGAUCAGUUGCUGCUGGCUCAGACGGUGCACCAAGAUGGGAAAGUGCCUCCCGAUUGGGAUUGCAUAUCGAGACGUAUUCUCGCACAUCCAUGCAUGAAAGGUUCGAGUCGGAUGCAGCUGGAUCCAUCACAUGGGAAUAGCCUUUCGCAGAUGUUUAGCGCUCAGGCGUGUGAACAGGUGUGGACAACUCUCGUAAAAACGCAUGUGCCGUCUGAGCCCUCACGCAUGGAUCGGGGUGUGCAGCUCGCUCUUGCUCAGCGAUUGUAUGCCGCACGACUAGAGGAGCUUUUGCGUCACAUCCAAGAAAAGGAGAGCGAUUUUCGUUCUCUGCACCAAAGAAUACAGGAUCUACGCGAAGGAAAAUUAGAUGCGGAGCUAAAGCAUGAUCCACGUUUCUCUGAGUCAACACAGAGGGCGGUGACGGAGGAAGCGCAGGACGAGACACACAAGACCAAACACGAUGCGCCACCACAUACGAACCGGGAGUCUAUGCACACAGAGGAUGUUGAAAUGGCACAAGAAGACAUACCUGUAGAGCCAAAGGCAGGGCCUGAGUCUGAGACCGUGCCAGACUCGGAUGCAGGACCAGAGCCUUCGCAGGAGACUAUGCCAGCAUCGUCGCAAGAUAUCCAGCCUCCACCCGAGUCGCCGACUCGGCGUGAGUCAUGGAAAGCGUCUGAAGCUGCACCUGAGUCCGAUCGUAAGCGCACGUCUGAUCCCAUGAAAGUGGACGAUGGCCCAGACAAAGACGAUGAUCUCCAAGUAGAGCAGGAUUUGCUGGGCGAUACGAAAGAGGCGCCGACGUCGCGCACACCACACGAUACCACGGCUGAAGAGACCCGUUCUACCCUGACACCACGCGCUGCUACGACUACGUACAGCACGCGUUCACGUCGACAGUCGCUCUCACAUUCGCGCCCUCGUUCACGGUCGCGCUCUCGAUCACAGUCGCAAGGACAGGCCCAGGAGCCGGGUCUGGUGCCGGAACAUCCAGCACGCGAGGAAAGCGAUUCAGCAUUUCACACACCGACGCCACCAUCAUCGCCAGGUCCAGCAGAGGUGUCUGAGCCACGAACACAAGCGGCGCGCCAUGCCAAUGACAACACGCAUGACAAGCUCUCUGACGCCGAGCGGGACAAGAAUCGCCGGCGAAUGAUGCAACUACUUCUUAUGUUGCACAAUCAAGUGUCGAAUCAUACACAUGCAAACCUGUUCCACCAGCCUAUCAAGGAGGUAGAUGCGCCAGACUAUUAUACCGUUGUGAAGCAGCCCAUGGAUCUGAAGCUGAUAAAGCAGCGCAUCAAGGAGGGUUUGAUUGCCUCGUCCGUGGAAUUGCGGUGUGCAUUUUCUCUUAUGUAUGCGAAUGCUCUUAUGUACAAUCAGCCUGGCACGGAAGUGCAUCGAAUGGCGAAUGAAAUGCGUCUUGCCACUGAGGAAAUUCUCGAUGAAUUUGAUCGGACGCCGCGCGGCUAG